AUGCCGUCCAGUCCCAAGUGGUCUCAAUUAGAAGGCGUGAACAAAGCCACCAACACCAUCAUGGCCACGCUGCCAUCAUAUCAGGAUGCCGUCAGUAAACUCGACUGGCUUGAGUUGGUGGCACCAUACGUCGCAGACAAGGACUUUACUAGUCUUUGUUCUGUGAAUAAACGUUUCUACGCCGUCUUCGCGCCCCGCCUUUGGAACGACCCAUUAGUCGCCGUUCGACGGUUGGGACUGGAUCCAAGUGACGACCUUGAAUGGUACCUAACAUUUAUCUUCGACCGCAUGCAGCGCUUGCGGCCGAGGACCCUGGCCCUCAUCAUGACGCUUGACUUUCGCGAGUUUGCAAAAGACACUGCCCACUUCUCGUCCGACAGUAGCAGCAGGACAAUACCUCACACUCUGCUUCAACUCUCCAAGACAUUGCCGAACCUCAGAUGUAUCCUCUUAGAAGGGCAUGCCGAGGCGGACCCCGCCUUCUUGACGACCAUCCUGGCGUCCGAAGCAAACACGACACCACCAGAUUCUCGGCAAGGCCUAUUGGUUCUUAGUGUCGCUUAUUGUCAAAAUCAACUCCCCAACGGCUUCUAUGCAUCGGACAAGCUCCAGCAGCUGGUCCUUCUAGACGUUUCCGGAUUGCCAGGUUCCCUGCAGCCUCUGAUUGCUGCAGCUCACGGACGACGCAACCUACGCAGAUUAAAGGUCCUAAAGGUGAGACGUCGGGAGAUCAACGACUCCAUGGCUUUGAUGCUCUUCCAGGCUUUCAAGAGCUCGCUCUGGAGUCUGGAUAUCAGCGAAAACAGAAUCACAGACGGUGUUCUCGACCAAUUUGCUGCACUUUGCUUCAAUAGUCCAUCUUUGAGGUCUCAGUCUCGAUUCAUGACUGAGGGCAAACUUGUCUUUGAUGGUCAAGGAAACGACACAUUUGGGCCAUUCAUGUUCAUCCAGGAAUCCGACUCGAGCGCAACCUUUAGCGAUGCCGAGCGGCACUUCGUGGAUGCUCCCAUUUACUCAGCUGCUACAGGUCGCGAUUUACAAGAAGAUGAAGCAGUGCGAGCCAAUGGCAGAACUCCGUUGAGGCGAGACAGUGUGGACUACGUUAAGGCCGCAACUGCGGGAGACAUGGAUCAUCCGGUGCCUGACUGGUCAGACGUGCCGUACCUCGACAUCUGCUCUGCACCCGCCGGGAUCACCCAUCUGCACAUCUCAGACACUCAAAUCACUUCUUCAGGUGUGGAGAGACUGCUGCGUAGCUCGCAAGGCCAGCUGGAAGACCUCUCCUGCGAUGCUCCGUUCUUUCUACCAAUCCAAGGAUCUGCUUUGAAGCAGCAGCAUCUCCUCCCAUGGCCCAAGAACGUCACUCUGCGCGGCGCUCUGGGCUGCGCGCACGUCUUUAGGCCCGUAUUCUCGUCCAAUCUGCGGGUGCUGAGGAUUCACCAUUCGUUUGUGACGCAGAUUCCGACACUUGAGACUGAUGGGCUGUCAACCAUGGCACGACUCUGGCUAGCCGAGACAGUGGUUAGGGAACGAUCUCAGAUGGCCUUCCCACAGACAUUCGAACCGGACAUGAACCCCCGGCUGACGUCUCUGACUCUGACCAAGAUCCCACGUCGCUCCAACGGGCCGUUGAUAGACAAGCUUGUGCAUUUUCUCACGCUGGGUGGUCUCCAGGAACGUGCGAUCCGAAAGACUGCCUCUCAAUCGUCAUCGCGACGUAGUCCAAUACUCCUGCAUGGCCUGCGUCAUCUUCGUCUAGAGUUUGAAGCCGAUCCCAUUGAGGAUCCAGCCGGAUUUUCAGCCGCAGACGACUUGGAUGCGGAAGAGCUCUUGAAUAUGGGCGAGGGUGAGGGCUUCAGCUUCUUCGGCGACGAGCGCCGGCCCCAGCUACUGCCUGAAGCCACAAGGAAAAAGCAAGCAACAGCGGGGGACGAAGUCACUACGCACCACACUCAGCCCGCCACAGUCCGUCUGAGCGCAUUCCCCUACAGCGAUAUCCAGGGCGUGUCUAUGCCCUACCGUGAUACAUGGGGCGGGAGUCAAUUCGACCGGACAAUCUGGGUUGGCGACGGCAUGCUGGGCUCAAACCGCCUUGCUGUUAACGAGUAUAUGAACCUUGUGACGAACCCGCUGCUUAGAAGCAGAGUAGGACCAGCCACCCCAGCGCACGUAAAAGCUGGCGUGCCGGAAGGGGUUCUCAUAUUCCACGCGGCCUGGGACGCCAUUGUCAUGCCACCAGAGUUGAAACCUCCCAGAGCGGCAGAGCUUCAUGGUAUGCGGGACGUCCUAGAGGCCAUCAAGGCGUUUCGCAUCGAGACAAGAGCAGCAUACGAGGCUGCGAAGAAGGCUGCCGUUGAAGGCGUGGCAGAACUUGGCACAACCACCGGGCCACGACACUGCUUCUGGUCGGGAAGGCUUGAGGUCUCUGCGCAGCAGAGCAUGGCACACUAUCGAGCGCCUGGUUAUUGGCGAUGA
Molecule: messenger RNA, 2475 nt
Organism: Colletotrichum lupini
Lineage: Eukaryota; Fungi; Ascomycota; Sordariomycetes; Glomerellales; Glomerellaceae
Exons: 3
Coding region: 1-2475 (824 amino acids)
Source: RefSeq, a predicted model, not a curated record